AUGCGUACGGCAUUCUCGCCAGACCUGUCCACAUCAGAUGCAUCCACAGACGCCGGUUCGUCGCCUCAAGGAAUCCUGAAUUCGCUCGAUCAACAACCGCACAUCCACCGAAGACCAGUUUCACCCAACUCACAUCGCCAACGCACUCCGGCCGCUUUGUCCCCGAGCGGAGGCUCCGGCCGACUCAAGCGUCGUGCUUCACAAGGCUCGGUAAUAACCAAACCAUCUUCAGUCACCCGCUUUCUAUCCCGUAACAACGCCGCUCUACAUCCGCCAUUUCUCGACACCGCUGGCUCAGUCACGAAAUCCUAUAGUCGAUCCGCCGAGUUCCGUACACACUCCCUCGACUCACGCCUUCGGAUCUCUACCGCGUCGAGUUCACUGGCAAUUGGAACCACCAAGUCCUCCUCACCGGCGUGGGAUUCGACGGACAAGAGCGAUUAUCCCGCAACCUUACCCCCAACACCCCCCGAAGACGACGAUCACAUUGCCUGGAGUCCUCGUAACAAUAUGCUGCUUUUCGAAACUCACAUGAGCCCGGCUUCGGGCCUAAUGGCCAUGGAUGAAGGUCCAAAUAUGGAUACCUCUGCUGGAAGGGGAAAUUCAGAUACACUCGGCAGCCCGUCGGAUAAUAUCUCACCUUCAACCUCUAGCGGGAGUCCUCAUUCUUCUAGCGGCGACAUGGAUUGCGACGAUAGCUCGUGGCUCGAGAACAGCGUACAGACAAUAGUAUCGUCCCUACCUUUCUCAAAUGCCCGAGGAGAAGCCGCCAAAAUUGUCUACCAAAUGCUGCCAUAUCCGUGCCCCGCCGAUAAACCGACGAGCGCUGAGAUCAAUGAGAACGUCUUCUGCUCAAUUAUCCAAGCAGUCCAGCAUCAUUUGCAGCAUGGGCAAUCCCCAUAUAUCAACGUCACCCACGCAGUUCCAGAACAAUUCAGUCUUUCCAACCUCCCGCAUUCCCCUCCUAGCACGCCUCACUCGUCAUCUCGAUCCGAUGACUAUUUCAGACCAACCGCAGUAUUUUCCAGCGCCGCCGUGGUCUCUGCGUAUCACGACUUCCGAGGCCCGAUUCAAACCAAGACGCCGCAUUUCCCUAUGCCGAUCGUGCCUCCGUUCAGUGUCCACAUCUCUGUCCUCGAACGUUACCUGCCCCCCUCGUCGGUCCAAGAAUAUAAAGACCUCUUCUCACCCAGCCGACCGUCCUUUCUUGUGGACCGAUUGAGUGAACUCUCCCCCGACGGGGGAUCGAUGCUUUUCAUUUACCCCACCAGACGAGGAGCCUCGACUUUCAAGUCGCAGUAUCUCGGACCAAUCCUCGACCCUUUACUGCGACAGCUCGUCGUGGUGAAUGAGUUGUCAGCAGAGAUUGGUCGGUAUCUCGGCAAAGUUUCAGCGGUCGCUCACAUGGACGACUUUGACACCAUGCGGGAAAACCUCGACCAGCUCUGUGGCACUUUGAGCUCAUCCUCCUCCCGAUUCAAUAUCGUGGACGCUCGCAAAGGUAGCGUCCGCCUCGAUCGCAAGCUCUGGUCAGAGUGGUAUAUCCACCAAGAUAAGGCUCGGAUGAAGGAGGUAAUCAGCCUUUACUGGCAAAAUAGCCGUCGUCUCCCCGCGUCAAAGUCGACGACGUUAAACACAUCCAGCUAUCACCGCCUGGAGACUAAGGAGGUCACAUCCGCCAUGCUGCUCAGUGAGAUACUCGACGGUAUCCGAAAAAGACCAUACGGUGAAGAGAUGGAGCCUCGAGACGGAAUUGAGCUCGGCAUCUUUGUUAUUCGCCGAUCUCACUAA
Molecule: messenger RNA, 1791 nt
Organism: Aspergillus mulundensis
Lineage: Eukaryota; Fungi; Ascomycota; Eurotiomycetes; Eurotiales; Aspergillaceae
Exons: 2
Coding region: 1-1791 (596 amino acids)
Source: RefSeq, a predicted model, not a curated record